Molecule: messenger RNA, 963 nt
Organism: Schistosoma mattheei
Lineage: Eukaryota; Metazoa; Platyhelminthes; Trematoda; Strigeidida; Schistosomatidae
Source: the annotation of a GenBank genome assembly
AUGGCACAUGUAAACUGUCAUGCCUACGGAAAAGGUCCUAAUGAUGAUGAUGCUAAUUUUGUUCGUAAAUGGUUCAUUGGGAUGGAAUUCGAUCGCAAUACUAAUUCUUUGACCAACCUAAGUGAGAAUAUCAGCUCUUUUGAAAAAUCAAUUGAACGUGGUCUUUCAAGUGAAGACUUAUCAGUAACCGUUAAAUAUGUCAAAAAGUCACAAUUAGCUCAGUUCAUUUCUGCAGAAGAUAUGGAUGAAAUUAAACGUCAAGCUGCUUCUGCCGCUUUAUCAAAUGUAAAUAAUCCUACUGAAAGUCUAAAAAGUGGCCGUUUACUUCCGAACAGCAACACAUUGAAUUCAAUAUCCAGUCCAGCCAGCAGUAUUGAACUCUCUGGAUCUGAGGAAUUUUCGUCCCCUGCAAAUAGUCUUCAUAAUUCCAUUUCUACAAGUUCUCUGACCAACAUGGCUACCAUAAACUCAUCACCAAAAUGUCCUCCUCCAUCUCCGAAAUUAAUAUCCUCUGGGGUAUGUGGUGCUGUACCACCUGACAUUCAACUAAAUGAAUCAUCACUUUCCCUAGAUAAUCACAAAUAUGAUCCCAUGAAGGAUACACAUUUAUUGUCUUCAGAUCAUUCCUUGUGCAAUAAUACACUCAAUUCAGUCGAUUCUACUGGUAAACUUACAUCAAAACGUGUUGGAUUGGUUGAUUCCAGUCUUGAACUUUCCUCCGAUAGUCAUCCAAAUUCUAGGAGUAAUGCUGACUCACAAUUGCAUGGUUCGGAAGAUUUUAGGAAGCGUGCCCGUAUAUCUUCGGAAAAUUCACGACCUGUUGUUUUUACUUCAUCUGCCCAUUUGUAUUUAUUCGUUGGUCUAUUGUUAUUUUCGAUUAACGGUUUUUACCUGUUUUUGCGUGGGGGAGAAAACAUGAAGUCUCAGUCACUACCACCGUUUUCAUCAUUUUCCUUGAACUGA